Messenger RNA from Naegleria fowleri, 3246 nucleotides. RefSeq lists its product as uncharacterized. The transcript has a single exon. Gene Ontology annotation, cellular component: endosome; HOPS complex. Bases 1 to 3246 code for a protein of 1081 amino acids. The record is from RefSeq and is a predicted model, not a curated record. Gene Ontology annotation, molecular function: protein binding; protein-macromolecule adaptor activity. NCBI's taxonomy places the organism in Eukaryota, Heterolobosea, Eutetramitea, Acrasida, Naegleriidae. Gene Ontology annotation, biological process: endosome organization; vacuole organization; vesicle-mediated transport.
AUGAAGAAAUUCAACUUCUUUGACAAGCACACCGUGAGUGAUGAGAAAUCCACAAAAUUCUUCGCAUCGGUGAAUGUUACUUGUUGCACAAGUGGUGCCAGUAAAAUCAUCUUUGGAGAUAAUCGGGGAUAUUUCCAUGUGAUGGAUAAAAAUUUAAAUACUCGGCAGUGCAAAGCCUUUGAAGUCCGGGUGAAUCAUAUCAAACAUGUACCAAAAGCAAAUUGUUUGAUUGUGGUUGGUGAUGAUGGUGGAGAGGCUUAUCAGGAUGUUUUGAAAAUAUAUUCGUUGGAUAAAUACAAGGAAUAUACGAAAGGAGAAUCGGCACAUAUGAGUAUUGGACAAUAUUUAUUAGUUCGGGAUAUCAAGAUCUUUGGUCAGAUCAAGGAAAUAGAGCCAUAUCCGGUUUGUUGCUUUGAAGCUAAUCAAGAUUUUAAUUGCAUUGCCCUCGGUCUUGGAAAUGGUAAAAUCGUAAUAUUUGAAGGUGAUUUCACAAAGGUCGGAGGAAAGUCAUCACACAAGGUAUUUUAUUUGGAUGGUGCUUCUUCUGAAAGAAUCACAGGAUUGGGAUUUAGAAGAUAUGGUAGCUCUCCAAAUGACUAUACUUUAUUUUGUUGCUCUCUCACUCAAGUGUUUAAAUAUUCCAUUAACACAAGUAGCAGUACAUCACAACGUGCGCUUGAACAAUCAAAGACAAUUCUUGAUGAUACUACCGGAUGUGAGGUUGGAUGUAGUACAAUGAGCAUUGAUGGUGACUUUGUAGUUGCUUCUAAAUCUGCAGUAUGGUUUUACAAGCCAGAAGGUAAAGGAGCAUGUUUUGCAUUUGAAGGAAAAAAGAUUUUGGCUCAAUGGUUUAGAAAUUAUCUCAUCAUCAUCAGUAGCGAAAUUAACAACAACACCAACAAGGCGCAACAAGUUAUCACUAUUUAUGAUCUGAAAAACAAAUAUAUUGCCUUCAGAUAUUCUAGUGACAAGCUGCAUAUUACUCACAUAUUACAAGAGUGGGGAAACGUUUUCCUAUUGUCAAAUAUUGAUGAAAAUAAGUCACAACAACAAAUGUAUCUUCUUGAAGAAAAGGAUACCCAAUCCAAACUUGAACUACUUUUGAGAAAGAAUUUCUACUCUAUUGCCAUCAGUUUGGUGAAUAGCGAGCAACUUGACUCAAAUUACAUUCCUGAAAUAUCAAAACAAUAUGGUGAUCACUUAUAUUCUAAGAAGGAUUAUGAUGGAGCCAUGAAACAAUUUUGCCGAACCAUUGGAAGGUUAGAACCUUCCUAUGUCAUUAGAAAGUUUCUAGAUGCGAAUAGAAUUCGUAAUUUGACUGAAUAUCUCGAAGCGCUUCACGAAAAAAGACAAGCCACUUCCGAUCACACCACACUUUUACUCAACUGUUACACCAAGCUCAAAGAUGAACGAAAGGAAAAGCUUGACAAGUUUAUUAGUAUGCAAGACAAGCUCAUGUAUGACGUUGAGACAGCAAUUAGAGUUUGCAGAAAAGCAGGUUACAAAGAACAUGCUCUGAUAUUGGCUAUGAAGCACAAACAACACGAUUGGUACAUUAAAAUCCAUCUUGAGGAUUUUGAUGACACGGACUACUCAGCAAAUGAUGGUGCAGAGAGAAUGGAUUUGAAAGAAAAUUUCAGAAGAGCUCUCAAGUAUAUAGAAUCUCUUUCAUUGACUGAAGCAGAGCAAUAUUUGAAAACUUACGGAAAAACUUUGAUUUCACAUCUCCCCAAAGAAACAACAAAUGUACUAAUCAGAUUAUGUACUGACUACUUCCCUGUUCACCCUGCUGAAACGAACAGAGUUCUUGAUAGUGAUAUUAGAAUAACCCAAAAGAGAAUUAUGGAGAGUCAUAAGCAACGAGUAGCUCAACUCACAAAUGAAUCAAGCAAAGAACCUGAGAAAAAGAAAGAAGGAAUCAUGAAUAUUCUUCUUGGAAGUCUCAAACAGUCAUCAUCUGGAAAUCUCGAAUCUCAAAUUGCUCAAACUACCAGAUUUGAUGAUUUGUACAAUAGUGUGAAUGAAACUUUUGAAAAGCCAAAACCUGAGAAAUAUAUUCACUGUUUCUCAAGCAAAGAUCAAUAUUGGUUAAUGAUAUUUUUGGAGAAUGUUAUUUGGAGAACUUUACGACCUGAUGUUUCACAUUCCAAGGUCGUGUACAAUACUUUAAUUGAACUUUAUCUCAAAUAUCUUGAGGCAGAUGCAAAGAAGCGACCCGAGCUAGAAAUCACUCUAGGAAUUGUGGACAGAUACGAAAUUCACUCACCAAGUACAGACAUUACAAACUUGUCCUUCAAAGAUCGUUUACUCUAUACAUUGGACCAUCCACAGUCGAAUUAUGACAAGGAACACGUGUUAGUGUUGGUUCAAUCACAAAACUUUAAAGAAGGAGUUCUUAAAAUGUAUGACAGCUUGGGACUUCAUUAUUAUAUUAUUCAAUAUUAUAUGGAACAACGUAACUAUAAGAAUGUGAUAACAGCAUGUAAUCAAUAUGGAGAUAAGGAUCCAAACCUUUGGGUUCAAGUUUUAACUUAUUUCGCAACAUUGGAGGAUGAUGUAGAACAAGAAAUUGCAACUGUUUUGGAAAAAAUUGAAAAGGAGGAAAUUCUUCCUCCUUUGUUGGUUGUUCAAAUUCUUGGAAAGAAUGAAAAGACAAAACUCUAUACCAUCAAAGAUUAUCUCAUUUCAAAAAUACAAAAGGAGCAAGAAAUGAUUCGAGAAGAUGUAGAGAAAAUUAAAGACUUCCAAUCAGAGACAGCCCAAAUGAGAAAGGAAAUUCAUGAUUUACAAACAAGCGCUAAAACUUUCCAAGCCACCACAUGUACAUUCUGUAAUGCUCAACUUGAUUUACCAGCAGUACAUUUCAUGUGCAACCAUUCCUAUCACCAAAGAUGUCUAUUGGUUGGUAACGAAGGUGAAUGUCGAGUGUGUGCAGAUAAACAUCGAGAAAUUUUGCAGAGAAAGAGAAAAUUCGAAGAGUCCAGUGAUCAACAUGAAUCAUUUUUCAAGCAACUCAACAGUAAGAAAUUUGAUGGCUAUUCUCUCGUAUGCGAAUAUUUUGGAAGAGGCAUUGGGCAAGUAUUCAGUCGAUCCAAGUACUUGGCUGACUUGGAUGCAGAACUGCCACCAACAGGUGCAGCAGCAACAUUAUCAUUAGCUCAUGCAUUUGAUGGAGAUGAGGAGGAUGAGUUUACUGACUCUGGUGAUGACAGCGAUGAUGAACGAAGAAAAAGAUUAUUAAAUUAA